Molecule: messenger RNA, 1782 nt
Organism: Fonsecaea nubica
Lineage: Eukaryota; Fungi; Ascomycota; Eurotiomycetes; Chaetothyriales; Herpotrichiellaceae
Product: dihydroxyacetone kinase
Exons: 2
Coding region: 1-1782 (593 amino acids)
Biological process (GO): glycerol catabolic process
Cellular component (GO): cytosol
Molecular function (GO): glycerone kinase activity; ATP binding
Source: RefSeq, a predicted model, not a curated record
AUGUCCGCAAAACAUUUCAUCGACGACCCGACUCACCUCGUCCAGACUUCUCUCCACAGCUUGACCCUAACCAACCCGUCUGUUGCCUUUGAUGCGCAGAACCGAAUCGUAUAUCGGCGACCAACGAAGGAGUUGACAGAAAAUCCAAAAGUCUCCAUUAUCACCGGUGGAGGCUCAGGACAUGAGCCGGCAUUUGCAGGCUUCGUUGGGAAAGGCUUCGUCACAGCUGCGGUCGCAGGCACUAUUUUCGCGAGUCCCUCCGCCGAGCAAGUUCGGCGUGCCGCUCUUACAAGAGUACCCACAGAGAAAGGAGUUGCUAUUGUCACUUUCAACUACACCGGAGAUGUCUUGAACUUUGGCAUGGCUGCCGAAAAGGCAAAGGCCGCCGGUGUUGAUACCGAGUUCUAUGCAAUCGGCGAUGAUGUGGGCGUUGGCCGGGCAAAAGGAGGCAAGGUUGGUAGAAGAGGUAUCGGUGGUUCUAUCCUGGUUCUCAAGAUAAUAGGUGCUCUCGCCGAAGCCGGUGGGAGUCUGAAAGAGGUCUACAACCUUACAAAACAAGUUGCCGGAAACCUUGUGUCUGUCGGAGCGUCAAUGGAACAUGUCCACGUUCCUGGGCGAGAGAAACCAGACCCAAACUCUGACGAGAUCAUACCGACGGAAGAGAUUGAGAUCGGUAUGGGCAUUCACAACGAACCGGGCAGUCAUCGCGUCUCCGCAACACUACCUGAACUCAUCAAGACUAUGCUGGCGCAGAUGCUAGAUCCUAAUGAUAAGGACAGACACUACGUCGACAUCAAGAAGAAUGACAAGACUGUCCUGCUGAUAAACAAUCUGGGUGGUGUUAGCAAUCUGGAAAUUGGCGGCAUCUUAGCUGAGGUGCACAAACAACUCAAAGAAGACUGGGGUAUUGUUCCCGUCCGAGUCAUCGCAGGUACCUUCAUCACUUCACUUAACGGCCUGGGAUUUUCGGCAUCUAUAUUGAAGCUGGAGGACACCGGACUCGGACCAGGCAAGUCAAUGCUCGAACUCCUCGACGCCCCGGCCGAGGCCUUUGGGUGGGCUGCCGCCACCCGGACCUCAACUUGGGAAGCUGAUAACACCGCAACUAUGGAGGGUCACGCCGCGGUGACAGCAGAAGGCAAAACCUCCAAUCUAAAACUCGACCCCAAGAAAGCACAUGAGACCCUCAAGGCUGGUCUGGACAAGAUGAUCGCGGCAGAAGCAGAAGUCACCAAGUAUGACACCAUCAUUGGAGACGGCGACUGCGGCAUCGGUCUCAAGCGUGGAGCUGAAGCCGUCCUGAAGGAGCUCUCGUCUGGUGACCUACCUACCGACGCUGUCGCUUUUGUCAAUAAAAUUGUGCCCGUGGUGGAAAACACUAUGGACGGCACUUCCGGUGCCAUCUACGCCAUCUUCCUCAAUGCAUUGGCCCAUGGACUUCGAGAACAAGACACUGGAUCUUCCACGACCGUGGACGCCAAGGUCUGGGCUGCAGCCCUCAAGUCGAGCCUUCAAGCGCUGGGCAAAUAUACACCGGCAGUGCCCGGUGACAGAACACUGAUGGAUGCACUUGUGCCUUUCGUCGACACGCUGAGCAGCACAGGGGACGUCAACAAGGCAGCACAGGCGGCUAAAGAAGGCGCUGAAAAGACCAAGAGCAUGAAGGCGAGCCUCGGAAGGGCUGUGUAUGUCGGUGCAGAGGACGAAUGGAUGGGCAAGAUUCCGGAUCCCGGAGCUUGGGGUCUGCAAGAAUUUCUGAUCGGACUAGCUGGUGCCUGUUAG